This is a messenger RNA of Electrophorus electricus (electric eel), 3523 nucleotides long. It is a transcript of the gene grtp1a, whose product is annotated as growth hormone regulated TBC protein 1a. Gene Ontology annotation, molecular function: small GTPase binding; GTPase activator activity. The record is from RefSeq and is a predicted model, not a curated record. Gene Ontology annotation, biological process: regulation of GTPase activity. NCBI's taxonomy places the organism in Eukaryota, Metazoa, Chordata, Actinopteri, Gymnotiformes, Gymnotidae.
UCUUUAUUUUUAUUUUUGGCCAUGAGGCAAAAAAAGCGAGAGCCACGAAGCGUCACGGUGACGUACUGAUGGGUACGAUGCUAAUCCACUUUCAACCACUGUUGCCCUAGCAAAGCUCGGAGGAGACGGGGUUUAGCGUGACUGGGACAACAGACAUCCCAGGCAAGAAACGUCUCAUGGAAUUGGAGUGAAAAUGAAAUAUGCAUAACCAUAAGAAAAUUGGGACUAGGGACCACGUUCGUGAAUAUUCAAAGGAAUAAUAAGCAGGCAGCCUAAUAAACGGUUUUAAAGAAGGUUUUACAAAUUCUGUAAGACGGACUAAGUAUGGCAGCGAAAAUAAUAACCUCGCCUACGUACUUGCCCUUAGCUGCUGGAGGAUCACCGUAAGUACACCUGUUUAAGGGCGUGGUGUAGAGUGCAGAAGUCCUGCGAAAAGCCGGUAGCCCUGGUAAGUGGGGGCGCCGCGUGGCAGUGAGGGCUCUCGGGCUGUUCCGCCUCCAGCUUGAUCGGCGUCUGCCCUUGAGCUCCCGAGAAUUCAUCGAGCAUGUUGCUUUACGAAGAGUGUGAAACGGGGGAACCAACGAAUGACGUGGUAAAAUGCGGGUUGAAUGCCCGCCCGACUGGAUAUAUUAAUUAACUAAAAGUUAAAUGUUAUAAAACCAGUUGCGAAAGACUGCACCUCGGUGACCAGACGUGGCCAAGUGUAAGCUAUAAGAUAUCGUCUGUCUAGCAUAGCUUACCAAGUCUGUGGUAACGUGGAAGGGUUUUCAGUAUUUACUUUUAUCGUAGCUGUCAAAUUGGCUGUUUGAUGAUGACGUGAGUUCAGCAGAAAAAGACCUGGUGUUUACUGUUACAUUUCUAACACUGUUGGUUACGUACACAUAAGCUCGAUGCUUUCUUUGGACUUUUGCUGUUCAUUCAUGGUACUAAUACUGACUGGAGUAGCUCGUGUUCCCGGCAGGAGCUGAAAAUUUAUGAACUUGAUUUUUGGACUUGGAGCCUAUCGUAAAUAUGCACUCAGGAAAGCAGCGUAUCGUGAUCUGCCGGUAAAUAACCUGCGAGUUCACAAUGGACAAGAAAUGGAACGGGACCCAUUCAUACCAUCAGCCACAGCUUCGCGUCAAUGUACCUAGCACGGCGAAAGAAAGAGUUUCUAGUGUGGACCCAUAUGGGUUUAAGAGGUCUGAUGACUUCGAUUACGAGUCUUAUGAAGAGUUCAUGUCCGAGUACUUGGUUGUGCUCACCAGAAGGUCCAUCAAGUGGUCCAAACUUCUACAUGGGAAAAGCCAGGUCGAGAGGAAUGUGAAGGUAAAGCGCUAUAUUCGCAAGGGAGUCCCGAAUGAGCACCGCGCCUCAAUCUGGAUGGCAGUGAGUGGCUCCCAGGAGCAAAUGGAGAAGAACCCAGGCUAUUACCAGUCCUUGCUCCAGGCCCAGCAUGACCCAAAGCUGAUGGAGGCCAUCCAUACAGAUUUGCACAGGACCUUCCCGGACAAUGUCCAGUUCCGCAAGACGGCUGACCCUUGUCUGCAGAAGGUCCUGUAUAACGUACUGCUAGCAUAUGGGCACCACAACAAGGAUGUGGGGUAUUGUCAGGGUAUGAACUUCAUUGCUGGGUAUCUCAUCAUUAUCACCAAAGAUGAAGAGAAGUCCUUCUGGUUGAUGGAGGCCCUUCUAGGCAGGAUACUGCCAGAUUACUACACACUGGCCAUGCUGGGUUUGAAGACAGACCAGGAGGUGUUGGGUGAGCUGGUGAAGGCCAAGGUGCCCACCGUGUGGCGUGCCAUGGUUGAGCACAACGUUAUGUGGACGCUGGUGGUAUCACGCUGGUUCAUCUGCCUCUUCAUCGAUAUCCUCCCUGUGGAGACGGUUUUGCGGAUCUGGGACUGCUUGUUCUAUGAGGGCUCCAAGAUCCUGUUCCGUGUGGCGCUCACCCUGAUACGCCACAACCAGGCCUAUAUCCUGCAGGCACAGAACCUUCCAGACAUCUGUGAUCGCUUCAAGCAAAUCACCAAGGGUGCCUUUGUGGAGGACUGCCACACUUUUAUGGAGAAAAUCUUCAAAGAACCUGGAAGCCUCUCCAUGGCAACGAUCAUCAAGAUUCGGGGGGCAUGUCGAGCACGGAUUAUGGUUGAAGAAUCUUGACCCUGCCCCCAUGCUGGCCUAGCCCCGCCCCUCAAGUGCUCCAAACAUUCCAGCCUAUUAUUUGCACUUUCCUUUGUUUUCUGAUACCAGACUAUUUAGAACCUGCUGGGGUUUAUCUAUGAAGAUGAACAUAUAGGAAACUAUUUUUCUUACAUUUCUAAAUAGAACCUGUGUAGAGAAUUACACUAUAAUGAGCAAAUAGGGCCACAUUACAUGGGACUGAAUUUUGUACAGCAUUCAGAUGGAGGUACAGGGCAUAUGUGCUUAUUUUUAGUGAAUGUGUAUCCACUCUAAUAAUGCCAUCUCUGUGCAAUGUUCAGCAACUAAAUGUGGUCUAGUUUUUGCAUAUGGGAAAUGCAGUCAGUAAAGGCAGCCUAAUCCCAGUGACCUUUUGCGUGGUGAAGUCUUAAAGGUUUGAGCUUGAUGUAGCGAUUUCUUUUUUUCCCCCUUCCUUAAGGGUUGUACACCUUUUAGUUACUUUGGAAAUUUCUCCUGAUAGACACUUUUGGAGUCUAUGGAAUUUUGAAGACUUUUGCAAAACCAGAGAAAUGAAGGUUCAUUCUACUUUGUUGUGCACUACAGGUUGAUGUUCAAGGGCUUUUAUCUGAGAUUUCCCUCCAUGUUUGAGCUUAACAAGUCUUGGUACUUGUUCAGCAUUUCUCACUACAGAUUAUACAUAUAGUUGGCAUCAACAAGCUCAUGUAACCUAUACAAGUCAUGAAUUACCAGGUUGUUUGUGUUGUUCAGAAAUCUCAUCCAUUUAAUGUGUAAAAAUCAGCUAAACACUGCAAUGAUAAGAGUUUAUUUGAAAACAACUGCUGGAAUUAAAAUGUUAUACCUCUACAGCCUUCAAGGUAAUUGCUGCAACUUCCAAUUACUAUAAAAGGUCAAUUUUUUUCUACUGUCAAGAAAAAUCUAACAGUGACUUACAUAUUAAAUAUCUUAGCUAAUUGGCUAAGGAUCAGCUAGCUGUUUCCUGUACAUCCCAAUGGAUCUCUGUACAUUCAAAAGGCAAACUGGUCCUGAUUUAAUGUAUUUGUUCUACACUACCUAUGUACUGGUAGAUUUUAUUAUGCAAUGCAGGUGAUUAAGGUGUGAUGCAACUGAAAUGUAGCUCAAAUGUUUGUGAAACCAUUGUAAUUUCUGUAAUUAUGGAACAGGAGGAAAAAUGUGUUGAAUUUCUUUUAUUGACCUAACCCAGAUGCAUUAAAAAAAAACAUUCUCUACAAAAGUAAGAGCUCAAAUCACUGCAAUUUAUAUGAACAAAACACCAACCAGAAGGGAUUGGAUGCACUGGCAUGUUUUGAAGGCUUAUAGAUUCACACCUUAUCAAAUAAGCUGUGAUAAAACAAGAUAUCAGCAUUAAAAAGAAAAAAAAAAA